Molecule: messenger RNA, 775 nt
Organism: Panicum hallii
Lineage: Eukaryota; Viridiplantae; Streptophyta; Magnoliopsida; Poales; Poaceae
Product: glycine-rich cell wall structural protein-like
Exons: 1
Coding region: 107-502 (131 amino acids)
Source: RefSeq, a predicted model, not a curated record
UACCACAUAGGUAUACUAGUAGUAGCUCACAGGCAUCCCCCUCGGCUUGCCAAAUUCCUCGGUAACCCAACCCAACCCAACCCAACCAGCAGCGCGCACCGCGACCAUGUCCCCGACCAAGACCGGCGUCGCCGUGCUCCUCGCCCUCCUGGCGCUGUCGGCGCCCCUGGCCUCGUGGGCCGCCGGCCAGGGCCGGCCGAACCCCGGCGGCGGCCCGUGGUUCGGCGGCGGCGGCGGCGGGAUCCCGUGGUUCGGCGGCGGCCCGGGACCGGGCGCCGCGUUCUUCGGCGGGUGGGGCGAGGGCGGGCUCGGGUACCGGCGCGGGGCCGUGGUGCCGCCCUCCAUGGUGUGCGCGGAGCAGGGGCCCUGCCACGGGAAGCGCCUCACCUGCCCGGCCCGCUGCUUCAGGUCCUUCAGCUACAAGGGCAAGAACGGCGGCGGCGGGGGCGGCGGAGGGGGCUGCAGCUUCGACUGCACCAGCCGCUGCGUCGCCACCUGCUGAAUCCGCCGGCGACGGCCACGGCUCACGCGGAUGGACGGACGGAUGGUGCUGUGGGUGAUCACAUCAGUAGCUUAGCUAGCUAGUACUAGCUAGGACACUACCAGUGGUUUGCUUGUGAUGGAGCUGCUCGGGGUGCUUGAUUGGCGUGGUAACGAUGAGUGGUGCUCGUGGUAUGUGUGUGCGUGUCUGUAAAUCUCAGCUGCGGAUGUUUUGAUCAAUAAGAUAAGAUGCAUGAAUAAAAGAGGAUUAUUGUGAUCUUCAGCUUGCUGCUUU